Molecule: messenger RNA, 2659 nt
Organism: Biomphalaria glabrata
Lineage: Eukaryota; Metazoa; Mollusca; Gastropoda; Planorbidae
Product: ATP-dependent RNA helicase DDX42
Exons: 21
Coding region: 375-2588 (737 amino acids)
Molecular function (GO): RNA helicase activity; nucleic acid binding; ATP binding
Source: RefSeq, a predicted model, not a curated record
GUAGAUCGAGACUAUUAUUACCAGAUAUAAAUCUAGAUAUAAUAUUAUAUCUAGAGUCUAGAUUCUAGAUCUAUAGACUAGAUUUAGUCUAGUGCUAGUAGAUCUAGAUAUCGAUCCAAUCUAGGAAAUCUAGACUAGACUCACGUCUAGAGACGAGUUGACAAGAGUCUAGAAAGAUUAGUAGAUUCUGAUUGAUAAAAUAAGAUUUAAGAUUCACUAAGAAGACUAUGACUAAGUCCUAAGUCUAGAUCUAAGUCAGAGUAAGUCUAAGUGUUACUAACUUUGUACUUCUAAGUUAGUAACUAAGUAGAUCUAGACAAUCUACUACUUAUCUAGUACUAGAUCUAGUAAGUUUAAGUACAAUUACUACAAAGAUGUCAUUUUCUGGAUUUGGAAAAGAUCAGUUUACACCUGCUUCUGGCUUUGCUGCCAUGCAAGGAGCAAGUAACAGUAAGACAUUUGUUCCCGGCAAAACAUUAAACUAUGGUUCUGGUCAUGUUGGAAAAAGACGAGCUAUGACUGAGGAAGAAUAUUUUAAUGAUGAUGAGGAGGGCGAGGAAAAUGAUUCUUAUCAAAAAGGUCCUGACAGUCCUGGUGUUGCUAGUGAUGAUAGUGACGAUCCUUUAGAUGCUUUUAUGGCAGGAAUUGAAAAAGAAAUAGUGAAAGAAACCAAAGAAAAAAUUUCAACCGUAGAAGAAAAGUUGAAGGAAAAAGGAACUCGUGAUGAUAUUGAUAAUGAAGAUGUCCAAGAGUCCUACUUUCGAUACAUGGAAGAAAAUCCCAAUGCAGGAGUAAUCAAUGAAGAAGAUGAUCUUGUUGAUUAUGACAGUGAUGGGAAUCCAAUAAUGCAAAGGAAAAAGAUUAUUGACCCUCUUCCUCCGAUUGAUCAUUCUGAAAUGAGCUAUGAAGCAUUUGAACGUAAUUUCUAUGUUCCCCAUAAGGACAUUGAAUCACUUACUGCUGAUCAAGUGGAGGAGUUAAGACACAAACUAGGUAUAAAGGUAUCAGGGUUGUCACCUCCACAUCCAGUCAGUAGCUUUGCACAUUUUGGUUUUGAUGAAGCCUUGCUGGGGGCUAUAAGAAAGUCAGAAUACACCCAGCCUACACCUAUACAGGCACAGGGAAUUCCAGUUGCUUUAAGUGGCAGAGACAUGAUAGGAAUAGCUAAGACAGGCAGUGGUAAAACUGCAGCAUUUUUGUGGCCAAUGUUAGUUCAUAUUAUGGAUCAGAGAGAAUUACAGAAAGGUGAAGGUCCCAUUGGAUUAAUUUUAGCACCAACCAGAGAGUUGUCACAACAGAUUUACCAUGAAUGCAAAAAAUUUGGCAAAGUGUACAACAUUAAUGUUGUAUGUGCAUAUGGUGGUGGGAGCAUGUGGGAACAGUCAAAAGCUUGUCAAGAGGGUGCUGAGAUUAUUGUGGCCACUCCUGGUCGUUUGAUAGAUCUGGUGAAAAAGAAAGUGACCAACUUAACAAGAGUGACCUAUCUUGUAUAUGAUGAAGCAGAUAGAAUGUUUGACAUGGGUUUUGAGGCUCAAGUUAGGUCUAUUGCUGACCAUGUGAGACCAGAUCGACAAACUCUUCUGUUCAGUGCAACAUUUCGAAAGAGAGUUGAGAAAUUAGCAAGAGACAUAUUGGCUGAUCCUGUGAGAGUAGUCCAGGGAGAGGUUGGAGAGGCUAAUGAGGAUGUCACACAAAUUGUAGAAGUUUUGCCUUUGGGACCAGCUAAGUGGACAUGGUUGAUGAGAAGAUUGGUUGGUUUUACAUCUGAAGGGAGUGUUCUCAUAUUCGUUACGAGGAAAACCAAUUCUGAAGAGUUAGCAGCAAAUUUAAAGGCCAAAGAUUUUGAGUUGGGUCUUCUGCAUGGUGACAUUAGUCAAGCUGAAAGAAAUGAAAUCAUCAGCGCUUUCAAGAAAAGAGAAUUCUCAAUAUUAGUUGCUACAGAUGUUGCUGCUCGUGGUUUGGACAUCCCUCAUAUUAAAACUGUUGUCAAUUAUGAUGUGGCUCGAGAUAUUGACACACACACACAUAGAGUUGGUCGAACAGGACGUGCAGGAAGUAAAGGCUAUGCUUACACACUGAUCACAGAAAAAGACAAAGAGUUUGCUCCACACCUUGUUAGAAACUUGGAAGGAGCUAACCAACACGUACCACCAGCAUUGUUAGACUUGGCUCAGAAGUGUCCCUGGUUCAAGAAGAACCGCUACAAAGGUGGUAAAGGUAAAGUCAUAUCUGGCCGUGGACUUGGAUGUAAGGAAAGACCUGGUCUGGGAUCUGAAAAUAGCAGUACUGUACAAGAUGCUACUUCAUUCAGUAGUUUCCGAGCCUCUACAAGUAUAGGGCCACAGUCUGACAGACUUUCUGCCAUGAAAUCUGCUUUCUAUGCUCAGUUCAAAAGUAACUUUGUAUCAGCUGUUGAACAAGACAGAUCUUCUAGUGAAGAAAACUAUGCAGCAGCAGGUGGUGCAUCUCAACUCAAUUCCUCACUUCAGCCACAGAUGAUUCAACCAUCAGGCAUAGGUGGAGCUUCAAGGAUGGGACUUGGGAGUGAAGGUUCAGCCAAGAAAAAGAAAAGGAGUAGAUGGGACUAAGCCAUUAUCAUACAUUUUAUUUGAAAUCAUCUAAUUAUUAUUCACAGGAAAAUAAAUUCUCAUUUGUUUUA